GGGUCUAUAAAUGGGGACGGCGGUGAGGCGGCUAUAGACACAACCCGCUUUUUUUUCCCCCUCUUGACACUGGAACACCAGACCCACAUCACCAUGAAACUCUACUUGGCCGUUGCCGUGCUGAUGCUGGUUUUUGCAGCAUUCACAGAGGCUCAGGAUACUGAGACUAUAGAUGAGCAGUUGUCCAGCUUUGGCACCAAAGUGUCGGAGCUGACCCAGGACCUGGCCGAGAAGACCAAGAACGCUUUCCAAGACAUGCACAACAGCGAGUUUGCCACCAACACCAGGAACUGGUUUCAGGAGCAGUUCGCGAAGGUAAAGUCGAGCUUUGAUGGGCUGUCAAGGAAAUAGUAAGGCCGCAGUACACUCGACUGCUACAGCUGUGCUUGGAUUCCGGACCCUGACCCCUGAUCCGAUUCUGGACCCUGAUCCUGACCCCUUUAGUUUGACCUCACAUUGUGACACCCCCCCCC
Messenger RNA from Lampris incognitus (smalleye Pacific opah), 473 nucleotides. It is a transcript of the gene apoc1, whose product is annotated as apolipoprotein C-I. Gene Ontology annotation, molecular function: fatty acid binding; phospholipase inhibitor activity. Gene Ontology annotation, cellular component: high-density lipoprotein particle; extracellular region; very-low-density lipoprotein particle. NCBI's taxonomy places the organism in Eukaryota, Metazoa, Chordata, Actinopteri, Lampriformes, Lampridae. Bases 94 to 351 code for a protein of 85 amino acids. The record is from RefSeq and is a predicted model, not a curated record. The transcript is spliced from 4 exons. Gene Ontology annotation, biological process: negative regulation of cholesterol transport; negative regulation of lipoprotein lipase activity; negative regulation of lipid catabolic process.